ACAAUUUCCAGAUUUUAUUUUUUUGCUUUUUCACUAUCAAUAUUCAAGAAAAUUAAAUUAGCUUAAGAAUGAUGGAAGGCUUUUGGAACUCAAAGAGUAUCAUUCGUAUUACUCUCUCUUUUAUUUUCUUAUUCAUUUGUCAUUUUCUGGACGUGCUUGCGGCUCCAACUAGGAACUUGUGUCGUCCCGAACAAAGGGAUGCACUCCUCGCGUUCAAAAACGAGUUUGAGAUUGGGAAGCCUUCUCCUGAUCAUUGUAAGAUUUAUGGCAUUGAAUCUCCUCGGAAGACGGACUCAUGGGGGAAUAACAGCGACUGUUGUAAUUGGGAGGGAGUCACGUGCAAUGCCAAGUCCGGGGAAGUGAUCGAGCUAGACCUAAGCUGCAGCUCUCUCCAUGGCCGGUUUCAUUCCAACAGCAGUAUUCGAAACCUUCAUUUCCUAACCACUCUAGACCUUUCAUUUAAUGAUUUUAAAGGUCAAAUCACGUCAUCAAUUGAAAAUCUUUCUCAUCUCACCUAUCUCGACCUUUCUUCUAAUCAUUUUUCGGGUCAGAUUCUGAAUUCAAUCGGAAACCUUUCUCGUCUCACCUAUCUCAACCUUUUUGAUAAUCAAUUUUCGGGUCAGGCUCCAUCAUCAAUUUGUAAUCUUUCUCAUCUCACUUUUCUAGAUCUUUCUUAUAAUCGGUUUUUUGGUCAGUUUCCGUCUUCUAUCGGAGGUCUUUCUCAUCUCACCACUCUCAGCCUUUUCAGUAACAAAUUUUCGGGUCAGAUUCCAUCUUCAAUUGGAAAUCUUUCUAAUCUCACCACUCUCGACCUUUCUAAUAACAAUUUUUCGGGUCAGAUUCCAUCUUUUAUUGGAAACCUUUCUCAACUUACCUUUCUCGGCCUCUUUAGUAACAAUUUCGUUGGUGAAAUCCCAUCUUCUUUUGGCAAUCUAAACCAGCUGACCCGCUUAUAUGUUGAUGACAAUAAGCUCAGCGGAAACUUUCCCAAUGUCCUACUGAACUUGACAGGGUUGUCACUUUUAUCACUCUCCAACAAUAAGUUCACAGGCACGCUUCCUCCUAAUAUCACUUCACUAUCCAACUUGAUGGAUUUUGAUGCAAGUGACAACGCCUUCACCGGAACGUUCCCUUCUUUUCUCUUCACCAUUCCUUCUUUGACUUACAUUCGUUUGAAUGGUAACCAACUCAAAGGCACUCUUGAGUUUGGAAAUAUAUCUUCACCAUCUAACCUAUAUGAGUUAGACAUUGGCAACAACAACUUCAUAGGACCAAUCCCUAGUUCCAUUUCCAAAUUAGUCAAACUUUUCCGACUUGACAUUUCCCAUUUAAACACCCAAGGCCCAGUUGACUUUAGUAUCUUCUCCCAUCUCAAGUCACUCCUAGAUCUAAACAUAUCCCAUUUGAACACCACCACUAGGAUCGACUUGAACUAUUUCUUAUCAUAUUUCAAAAGGCUCCUUUUAUUGGAUCUCUCAGGCAACCAUGUUUCGGCCACAAACAAAAGUUCAGUUUCAGAUCCUCCUUCGCAAUUGAUACAAUCUUUGUACUUGUCAGGGUGCGGUAUCACUGAAUUUCCAGAGUUCGUAAGAACCCAACACGAAUUGGGGUUUCUAGACAUUUCCAACAACAAAAUCAAAGGUCAAGUUCCUGACUGGUUAUGGAGGCUACCAAUCUUGUACUACGUGAAUCUUUCCAACAACACUUUAAUCGGUUUCCAAAGACCAUCGAAACCUGAACCAUCUCUGCUGUACUUGCUUGGCUCCAACAAUAACUUCAUAGGCAAGAUUCCUUCUUUCAUAUGCGGGUUGCGUUCUCUAAACACACUCGAUUUAUCUGACAACAACUUUAAUGGUUCAAUCCCUCGUUGCAUGGGACAUCUCAAGAGUACUCUUUCAGUUCUAAACCUUCGUCAGAAUCAUCUUAGCGGAGGUCUUCCAAAGCAAAUAUUUGAAAUACUGAGGUCUCUUGAUGUCGGCCAUAACCAGCUAGUGGGAAAGCUACCAAGAUCUUUGAGUUUUUUCUCUACUCUUGAAGUUUUGAACGUGGAAAGCAACAGAAUCAACGACACGUUUCCCUUCUGGUUGAGUUCUCUACCGAAGCUACAAGUUCUUGUAUUACGCUCCAAUGCAUUCCAUGGACCAAUACAUGAAGCCACAUUCCCUGAGUUGCGCAUCAUCGAUAUAUCACAUAAUCGCUUCAAUGGAACUUUGCCAACAGAGUACUUUGUGAAGUGGAGUGCUAUGUCAUCACUUGGAAAAAACGAAGACCAGUCUAACGAAAAGUACAUGGGAUCAGGCCUUUACUACCAAGAUUCAAUGGUUUUGAUGAAUAAAGGUGUAGCGAUGGAGCUGGUACGUAUCCUCACAAUCUACACAGCAGUCGACUUUUCCGGAAACAGAUUUGAAGGAGAGAUUCCAAAGUCCAUUGGUCUAUUGAAAGAGCUUCUCGUGCUCAGCUUGUCAAACAAUGCUUUCAGUGGCCACAUGCCUUCAUCUAUGGGGAACCUGACAGCUCUCGAGUCAUUGGACGUUUCUAAGAACAAGCUUACAGGAGAGAUUCCACAAGAGCUAGGGGACCUUUCGUUCCUUGCGUAUAUGAACUUCUCUCAUAACCAGCUUGCAGGCCUAGUACCAGGAGGCCAGCAAUUUCUAACGCAAAAUUGCUCUGCCUUUGAAGAUAACUUGGGACUUUUCGGCUCUUCUCUUGAAGAAGUUUGCAGAGAUAUUCACACGCCAGCAUCACAUCAACAGUUUGAAACGCCGGAAACAGAGGAAGAAGACGAAGAUCUGAUUAGUUGGAUAGCAGCUGCAAUAGGAUUCGGACCUGGUAUUGCCUUUGGUUUGAUGUUUGGAUACAUACUCGUUUCCUAUAAACCAGAGUGGUUCAUGAACCCUUUUGACCGAAACAAUCGUAGACAGAAAAGACACAAAACAACUCACUAGAGAGGCACAAUCCUAGGGUGUCCAAAGAUAACAACAGAGAAGGAGGUAUGAGAGAAAUGAAGCUCAUAUACAAAGAUCUGCAUUUAUGGUUUAAUUUGUUUUGUCUAAGAACUCUCAAAUGUCUAGUUAAUACCUUUCAUUUUGCUUGUGAAUAAGUGAACCAUAAGUACAUUUGGAGUGAUAUAAAGCUUUUAGUUUAAUGGCAAUGUAAGUUUCAUGUGAUAGUUAAAACCAAACCUUUUUACGGCGAAGAAGUAGAACGAUGGAAGUGAGUUCAAAAAAAACAACCAUAUAUACUAGUUUCUGUGGUCAUAUACAAAAU
Molecule: messenger RNA, 3267 nt
Organism: Arabidopsis thaliana (thale cress)
Lineage: Eukaryota; Viridiplantae; Streptophyta; Magnoliopsida; Brassicales; Brassicaceae
Gene: RLP53
Product: receptor like protein 53
Exons: 2
Coding region: 69-2945 (958 amino acids)
Biological process (GO): signal transduction
Cellular component (GO): plasma membrane
Source: RefSeq, marked reviewed